This is a messenger RNA of Dromiciops gliroides (monito del monte), 4449 nucleotides long. It is a transcript of the gene PCYOX1, whose product is annotated as prenylcysteine oxidase 1. The coding region runs from base 53 to 1624 and encodes 523 amino acids. Gene Ontology annotation, molecular function: prenylcysteine oxidase activity. The transcript is spliced from 6 exons. The record is from RefSeq and is a predicted model, not a curated record. Gene Ontology annotation, biological process: prenylcysteine catabolic process; prenylated protein catabolic process. Lineage: Eukaryota; Metazoa; Chordata; Mammalia; Microbiotheria; Microbiotheriidae.
CGCCCCGCCGGCACCAGUGCGAGAGCUGGCGAGCGAGCGAGCGUGUGAGGCCAUGGAAGGCGAAGGGGAUCGGUGCGCGCGCCCGGCCGGCGGGGCUCUCCUGGGGCGUCUGACCACCUUCCGGGGCCUCCCGGGGCCUCCUCUGCCGCCGCCGCUGCUGCUGCUCCUGCUGCUACUCUGCGGCCCGGUCCUGGGAGAGCUGCGCGCCCCACCGGAAAAGAUUGCUGUUAUUGGAGGUGGAAUUGGUGGUACCUCAGCAUCCUACUACCUACGGCAGAAAUUUGGGAAAGAAGUGAAGAUUCAUGUGUUUGAGAGAAGAAAGGUUGGAGGACGCCUGGCUACUCUCAACGUGGAAGGGCAAGAUUACGAGGCUGGGGGUUCUGUCAUACAUCCCCUAAAUCUGCAUAUGAAGCGCUUUGUCAAGGAACUGGAUCUUGCCUCUCUUCAGGUUUCUGAUGGCCUCAUGGGCAUUUAUAAUGGGGAGAAUCUUGUGUUUGAAGAGAGCAGUUGGUUCAUCAUUAACAUGAUUAAGCUCGUCUGGCACUAUGGAUUUCAGUUCCUCCGGAUGCAUAUGUGGGUAGAAGAUAUCUUAGACAAGUUUAUGAGGAUUUACCGCUAUCAGUCCCACGACUACUCUUUUAGUAGUGUGGAAGGCUUGCUGCAUGCCCUAGGAGGGGAUGAAUUCACUGGAAUGCUCAACCGGACCAUUCUCCAGUCUCUACAGAAAGCAGGCUUCUCAGAGAAAUUCCUCAAUGAGAUUGUUACUCCCGCCAUGAGGGUCAAUUUUGGCCAGAGCACGAGCAUCAAUGGCUUUGUAGGUGCGGUAUCCUUGUCAGCCACGGAUUCUGGGUUGUGGUCUGUAGAAGGUGGAAAUAAACGUGUUUGUGAAGAGCUCCUUCGGUUUUCCAAAGCUCAUUUGAUCUCUGGCUCAGUUAUUCACAUAGAGGAGAAAGCAAAGACAGGAGGAACCAAGAAAGCAUAUGAAAUCACCUAUAAAACAAAUUCAGGGAUAAACACGGACCUUUAUGACAUUGUCAUGGUGGCUGCUCCACUGAACCGCAAAAUGUCCAAUAUCAGUUUUCUAAACUUUGAUCCACCCAUCCCGGAAUUUCACCAAUACUACCAUCACUUGGUGACUACUUUUGUUCAUGGGAGAGUGAAUGCAUCUUUCUUUGGCUUAACGACAACUGAUACCUUUCAUCUCACUGACAUCUUAACCACCGACAACCCACAUUUGUUUAUUAACAGCAUCUCAGUGGUGUCCCCUGUAAAAAGAGAGGCUGAUUUUCAGUCUAAGCCAGCAAGCGAUUUAGCUGUUUGGAAAAUCUUUUCCUCAGAGUCUCUUACCAAGGAGCAACUUAAUUUGCUAUUUGCAUCUUAUGAUUCUGUACAGGAACAGGAAUGGAAUGCAUACCCUCACUAUAAGCCUCCAGAGAAGUGCCCCCCCAUCAUACUCCAUGAUCGAAUAUACUAUCUCAAUGGCAUAGAGUGGGCAGCAAGUGCUAUGGAAAUGAGUGCCAUUGCAGCCCAUAAUGCAGCACUCCUUGCCUACCAUCGUUGGUAUGGGAAUACAGAGAUGAUUGACCAAGAAGGACUGUAUGAGAAACUCAAAACAGAGCUUUGAAUCGUUACCAACACCUUUUUUCCCUCCUCCCUCCCAUACUUCCAGAUGAAAUUCCAAGAUGACAAGAAGGGUUGAGAGUCCCUUUGAACCAGAGAUGUUGGCAUUGGAUUAAUUUGUCAUUAUUCUUACUUGAACAAAACUAAUCAAUGAUGGGUCUGAAGGAGGCAGAGGGUUCACUCAAGGAUGAACAUAUAACCAUUGCCCAUAAUUCUGUCUUUAAAGCUACUAUAUAAAUCUUUGAGGACCUUUUUCAGUCUAGGAUAAAACUAGGUGCAAAAGUAAGGAAUUUGAUAUACCAAUUGUGUUAGUUAACAAUUAAUUUAAAAUCUUCCUCAAAUUUGGAAAAGUUGUAGUAAAGAAGAGAGCCCAGGAAUUGGAGGCAAGAGUUCCUAGUUUGUGUGAGCUUGGGCACAAGGUCCUUUUUGAGUCUCAUCUGAGAAAUGAGAUAAUCUCUAAGGUCCUCUCCUUUCUAGUUCUGAGAUUUAUAAUUUACUACCUGAAAGCUAUCAGUAAUGAUAAACUCAUUUUCUUUUCUAAUACAAUGCGCCCUAUCCCUCUUCAUUGUAAAUGUGCCAUUGCCAAACACCCUCUUUGAAGGCCAAAUUCUUGAUUCUAUCACGCUAUUGUGCUUUUUUUUUUCUUUUUUAAAGGAUAAGGCUCAGGUACUUUUAAAAAUAUUAUAUCCUCUAAGAUAUCAAGGCAGAAGUCACUAGAAUUCAAUCUUGAAGGAGAACCAAAAGUGAGUAAGGAUUAUUGUCAUUUGGGGAAUCAAGAAAUCUUUCUAUUCUCAAAUCCAUCUCUGAAGUUUGACUUAACCACUAUUUCCCUGUAGUGUUAUUCAGUAGAGCAUUUCACAGGUCCACUUUGAGAUUCAUGAAAUUGAAAAUUCUUUUAAAGGUACUCUAGAAAUGUACGCUUUUAAAACUGUUUGUAUUGUCUUUGUAUUUUUUUAAAAGUAGGUAGCUAAGUGGGAAUUUUUAAAAGUUCCGCCCCAGUGGAUACUACUGAAAAAUCUCAUUUCUACAGCAGCCUUCCAUCUGAAGAAUUUGGGUUAAAAGCUGGAGCAAGCCCAAACAUGUCUGAAUUAGACCAGGUUGCAGCAUGGUGUAGCAGACAAUGCUGGAGUAACACCUGGGUUUGAAUUCUGCCUCAGAUACUAGCUGUGUCAACCCUUGGGAAGCUUUGUAACCUUUCUGGACCUCAGUUUAUUUAUAAAGAUGGCAGAGUUGGACUUCACACUUCAAGAUCCCUUUCAGCUCUUAAUUCCUAACAAAGGUGUGUUCUUAUAUGGUUCUGGGAUAACCCAGGAGGGUUGCUACAGCCUCCAAAGCUCUGACCAUAGAGGGCAAGGAGAUCAAAAUUAGCCAAUGGGUGAUAAACCCAUGGUAGGCUAGUAUGCACCUGGGAAAAUAGAUUUGCUAAUAGCUUGCUUAAGUGUUCAUAUAAAAUCCUGUUAUAAUCAACUCCAAAAAUAGUAAAGAGAAAUAAGUGAAAACAUGUGCAUUGAGACAUGAAAAAGAUAUUCCUAAGGUUCUCCAGCUUCCUCUAACUUUAGGGGUUUGGGAAGGCAUUGGAAUACUUGAUGUAAUGAAGCUUGAAAGAGCUGCCACUCAGCUUUUGCAGGAGAAGAAUCAUAAAACUCUGCUAGACUCUGCUAGAGCCAAUUCCCAGUUUACCUACCUUCAGAGUAGAAGAGCAAGUACUUAAUUAGAAUUAGUUAUAUGAAUGGUAACUGGCAAAAACUUAGGUUGUAUACAAAAAGCAAAUUUGAAUUACUGCUUUAUUACGUUAGGGAAUUGUUAUCAACAAAGCACUAAGAAGAGCCCUCCAAAGGGUUAUGAUAAUCAACCCUACCACAGAAGUUAGUUAAUUUUGCCUUUCACAACUAUGUAAUACUGGGCAGCAAUUAGUGGAUAUCAUUAUUUAAAUAUAACAUUUGCAAAGUCCUGGGGAUAGACGGUUGACAUUCUUUAAUAGCAAAAAUUGAGCUUACACAUAAUGUGGUUGUUAAAGGGUGCUAUGUCUAUUUAUAGGCUAAUUAUUAAAAUCAAGAAUUGGGUUAAAAAAGCUAUUGUUUCCCCUUUUAUAGAUUCUUACAGAUGAUGGAUAUAGAGCAUGACAUCCUGUAUGUAUAUGCUAAAGUUUGAUGAGUACUGUAAUAUAACAAGGUUUGAGUAAGAUCAUGCCUAUCAUUAACACUGCUUUUAGCUGCUUUUUCUUUGAGAUAGCACAUCAAUUGUAAACUUAUACAUUAAGGACAAAUAGGAUUUGCUCUUGCUGUUAAUAGUUAUACCAGGGAAGCCAGUUAUCAACAGCUAACUCUUGCUUAUGAUGCAGUGGAGCCUUAGUAUGUGUUUUUAGAGGGUUGUUUUGUGAGAACUGGUGUUCAAAGGGCUGAUAGCAAAACAGAAUGAUUCUGGGUUAAAAGAUCUGUGUGCUGAUUUUCUUCAUGACAUUUCUUAUUCUGGAUAAUGGUGGGACUGGAUCAUUUGUGGAAGUGCUAUGUCACCAUAGAACAAAUUUUAUCCCAUUUGUCACGCUUACUACAUUGUUAAAAAGCCAGGCCUAGGCCAUGUCGCUUUUUUCAUAAUUCUAACUCAGGGGCCUAAAUAUUGCAACCCAGAUAAGAAUCCUAGCCUGAGCUUUUAGAGGAAGAGACACUAUUUAUACCUUGCUCUCCACCCCAAUAACCCACCAAAAAAACAACCAUAUAAAUGAUUUCCUGUGGAGUUUUCACCUAAUUAAGGCCUGGCUAAGGAUUUAUCUCCCACCCCCAUAUUUUUUUCUUGCUCACAGUGAACUGAAAAUAAACAAAUAUGCCACUC